CCCACGGUGCCGGACGCAGGCAGCGGUACAUGGCCCCGACGGGAGGCGCGCCGACCGCACGCCCGAGCUCGGCUCCCAGCCGGAUGAGCGCGGCGGCCUCGCCUCGAGCCUCGCGCGUCGUCGUCGUCGCCCCUCCGGGCGUGAGCGCGUAGCCUCCUUCCAGGGAUCCCGAUCUGUUGCCAAGAUCUUCCUUCAUGGAAGCGAUGUCUCCCCAGCAGGAGACUCUAGGUGGACAGCCCGGGCGCUCGUCUUCCCUGUCGGGAGUGUCUCGGCUCGCCGGAGGAGGCUCCGGCACCAAGAAGAAGAUGAAAACACUAGCAGAAAGGAGAAGAAGUGCUCCAUCUCUUAUCCUGGAUAAAGCCCUGCAAAAGCGACCCAGUACCAGGGAAAGCCCCUCUGCUAGUGUGGACACAGGUGCGUUCCUGUCAUCCUUUGCAAGCUCCAGCAGGACUCUGCUGGUAGACGGCCGAGUAGAACUCAGAAGAGGUCUGCAGAGGCAGGAGCGGCAUCUUUUCCUGUUCAAUGAUCUGUUUGUUGUGGCCAAAAUCAAAUAUAACAAUAACUUUAAGAUUAAAAAUAAAAUUAAAUUGACUGACAUGUGGACGGCAAACUGCGUAGAUGAAGUUGGAGAAGGCAACACCAAUGUCAUGAAAUCCUUCGUCCUGGGCUGGCCCACAGUGAACUUUGUGGCCACUUUCAGUUCUCCAGAACAAAAGGACAAAUGGCUCUCUCUUCUUCAGAGAUACAUCAAUCUAGAGAAAGAAAAGGACUACCCGAAGAGCAUUCCCCUCAAAAUCUUCGCCAAGGACAUUGGGAAUUGUGCCUAUUCAAAAACUAUAACAGUAACGAAUUCAGAUACAGUGAAUGGAGUUAUCAACAUGUCAUUGCCAAUGCUAGGGAUACCUGGCUCUGAGAAGGAUUACCAAUUAUGGGUCAAUUCUGGCAAGGAAGAGGCACCCUACCCACUUAUUGGACAUGAAUAUCCCUAUGCAAUUAAAAUGAGCCAUCUUCGAGACACUGCCCUCCUGACACAGGGAUCAAAGGAUUCCACUGCCACCCUCAACGUCCAAGAGCCCUUCCUCAUGGAGCAGCUGCCCCGCGAGAUGCAAUGUCAGUUCAUCCUGAAGCCCAGCCGCCUGGCUGCAGCCCAGCAACUGAGUGAUUCAGGUCAGAAGACAUUUAAAAGGAGAAGAUCAAUCAUAAACUGGGCCUUCUGGCGUGGCUCUAGCACUCAUCUAGACAGCCUGCCCAUGUCACCCACAUCGCCUGUAACAGGACAGCUCUUUGGAGUUUCUCUGCCAAGUAUCUGUGAGAAUGACAACCUGCCCAAGUCUGUCUUGGAUAUGCUUUUUUUCCUGAAUCAGAAAGGACCCCUGACAAAAGGCAUCUUCAGGCAGUCGGCCAAUGUGAAAUCCUGCAGAGAGCUAAAAGAGAAACUCAAUUCUGGAGCCCAAGUACACUUAGACUGUGAAUCUAUUUUUGUGAUAGCAUCUGUCUUAAAGGACUUCUUGCGAAAUAUUCCAGGAAGCAUUUUUUCAUCAGAUCUGUAUGAUCAGUGGGUUUGUGUAAUGGAUCAAGGAAAUGAUGAAGAGAAAAUAAAUACAGUCCAAAGGCUAUUAGACCAGCUUCCGAGAGCCAACGUUGUUCUCUUAAGGUAUCUUUUUGGGGUAUUGCACAAUAUUGAGCAACAUUCCUCAUCCAAUCAGAUGACUGCAUUUAAUUUAGCCGUGUGUAUCGCUCCAAGCAUUCUUUGGCCUCCCACUUCCUCCAGCCCAGAACUAGAAAAUGAGUUUACAAAAAAGGUUUCCCUGCUUAUACAGUUUCUGAUCGAAAAUUGCUGUAGAAUAUUUGGAGAAGAAAUCUCUUCCCUCUUGGGAGAAGUUUCAGUGAGAUGUGACACUAGAGAGAACACCUCAGAUAUCUCUUGCUUCCAGCUCAAUGACUCCUCCUAUGACAGCUUAGAAAAUGAGUUAAAUGAGGAUGUUGAUGCCCCGUGCAGUGACUUGGUAAAGAAACUCGGCCAGGGCAGCAGAAGCAUGGAUUCUGUCUUAACCCUCAGUGACUAUGACCUUGACCAGCCUGAGAUGGAAGGCCUCUUAACCCUGAGUGACUUCGACUUAGAGCAUUCUAAAGAUGAAGAUGUACAAAUGAAACUCCCUGUCGAAUCCAAGCUGGUGAACAUUCCAGUUGUAUACACGAAGAUUCCACUACGUGGCCAUGCCAGGGCGCCAUCUGGCACAGGUACACCCAGCUCCCUGUCCACACCUGUGACAGGAGCUCCAAAAAUCCUGAGACGACACCGGCGUUGUUCGGAGCCCAGCAUCGACUACCUAGAUUCCAAGCUUUCCUAUCUCAGGGAAUUCUAUCAGAAAAAGUUACGGAAAUCCAGCUGUGAUGCCAUUCUCUCCCAAAAGGAUGAGGACUGUCUGAGGCACAAUCAAUCCCUCCAGGAAGGAGCCAAGAUGUAUUUUAAACAGAGUUCCGUCACAGGUAGUGACAGCAACAAAAAGAAUGCCACUAAUCAAAACACAAAGAAGAAAAGCUCAUCUGGCCAUGAAGGCAGUCACACAAAACUUUUCCCCAAGUCCAAGCCAAUGGCCAUUUCUGUGGCAUCAUGCAGCCAUUUGUCCUCACACGAUCAUCCCAGCAACCAGCCCUUGGACGCAGACCUAUCGGGGUAUUCCCCACCUCACACAGCAGAUGCCCUAAAGAGUUGCAGGACACACCGGCGCUGCUCAGAGCCCAACAUCGACGACCAGAACUGCAAACUCACCUAUCUCAGGGAGAUUUAUUCAAAGAAACAACAUAAAACCAGCUGCAAUGUUGGCCUCUUGCACAGAGAAGAAGAUUAUCUGAAACGGCAUAAGUCUUUGCAAAUGGAAGGGCAAAAACUUAUUAAUCAGAGUUUGGUCAUGGGGAUUGAGGUGGGCAAGAGCAGUGCAGCAAGCCAAAACCCAGAGAAGGUUCUACCCCCAAGGCUAAAUCUCUGCCCCAGGACUAGCUAUUCCAGCCUGUCCUCCCCAGGCACGUCCCCAUCUGGCUCAUCAGUGAGCUCCCAAGACAGCGCUUUUUCUCAGAUUUCUGAACACUCUGUGUUUACACCCACUGAAACUUCCUCCCCAAUAGAUUGCACUUUUCAGUCUCAGAGGAAACAGGAAGACUUUUCUACUGACUUCAGUAGUUCCAACUUCAUUUCUGGGAUGCCCAGUUCCUCAUCAGGACAGGCCGCCAGCCGCUUGCCCUAUACAAAGAAGGACACGGUGGAGUGGCAUUCACAGAUGCACUCAGUAACUCUUCACCCCAGCACAUGGCUGAGAAAUGGUGUGGCGAGCCUGAAAAACUGGUCCCUCAAAAAGAAAGCAAAGGCAGCCAAACCAGAGGAGAAGAAACUCACUUGUGUGAAAGCAUCCUCAGAGCCACCUCCACCUGCUUCUGGUAUCUCAGAAGCUAACUCUCAGCCAGAGAGAGGUGUGACCCUAAGGGCAGCUGAAGGACUCGCAGCUGCACGGACAGCCCAGUGGUGUAGUUCUUACCCCUGCCAGGACUCAGAAAAAUACUGUAGUUCAUUCAGCCUGGUGGAAAGCAGACUCAAGCUUUGUCUAAAGUCCGACGAGGGAGGAGAGGAUCUUGGCCAGUGCUCUCCUGGUCCUCAGCCCUGGGACAGAGCCUCAUCCAGCACUGAGACUGUUACUGAUACAGCCAGCCCAGAGUCAGGACUUCCAGUGGUUUGUGAUGAUGGGGACAGAUACGUAAUCAAAGACAUGGAACCACAGUAA
Messenger RNA from Ochotona curzoniae (black-lipped pika), 3776 nucleotides. It is a transcript of the gene ARHGAP20, whose product is annotated as Rho GTPase activating protein 20. Bases 195 to 3776 code for a protein of 1193 amino acids. Gene Ontology annotation, biological process: signal transduction; regulation of Rho protein signal transduction. Gene Ontology annotation, molecular function: GTPase activator activity. The transcript has 15 exons. NCBI's taxonomy places the organism in Eukaryota, Metazoa, Chordata, Mammalia, Lagomorpha, Ochotonidae. The record is from RefSeq and is a predicted model, not a curated record.